Ochlerotatus camptorhynchus is the source of this 8826-nucleotide messenger RNA. RefSeq names its product autophagy-related protein 2 homolog A-like. The coding region runs from base 1041 to 7937 and encodes 2298 amino acids. Gene Ontology annotation, molecular function: phosphatidylinositol-3-phosphate binding. Gene Ontology annotation, biological process: autophagy of mitochondrion; autophagosome assembly; piecemeal microautophagy of the nucleus. Lineage: Eukaryota; Metazoa; Arthropoda; Insecta; Diptera; Culicidae. Gene Ontology annotation, cellular component: phagophore assembly site. The record is from RefSeq and is a predicted model, not a curated record. The transcript has 11 exons.
GCUACUUGGAUGGAACAAAGAAAGACUCGCUUCCUUCAGUCGUCCGUCGGCCAGCAAAGGUGGAAGUAGCUAGAAACUAGAAAAUAAAAAGCCAUACACCGUCCAGCAGCAGGAGGAGCAGAACCCUACUGGAGCCCCAAGACAUUUGGAUUUAAAAUUUGAGUUUUCCAUCCCCAGUUAGAGUGUGCUUCGACUGGGAGAACUUUUCUUUUCGAUUUGUGCAGAAUAUACCUAGUGUGAGCAGUCAUUUUCGGAUCCGAGGGAAAUGAGGAAUUACACUCGAGUCAGUCACCACGAAGUAAACGCGUAGAAAGUGUUUGUGUGUUUUGAUUGCGAAACAGUCUAUGGUGCGUGAUUUUCCGAGCUGAACGCUGAAAGGGGAAACCUCUGAAAAUAGGCAAAGUGAGUGCGAGAUUUUCCUGUUUGUUAGAAAAGGUUUCCAGCUAAGGGCGACCUAGGGGAAACCGAGUACGGAUUGAGGGUAAAGCGCAGUGAUCCGAUUAAUUUUUUUUGUAAAAUAUUAUUCUAAAGUUAUUUUUAAGUUUCUGUAAGUGAUUCACUACUCGUCAGGAGGGAAAAGAAGUGAUUUUCCUCGACGAAAGGGAGCCAAUCAUCGGUUGAUGGUGUAAAAUAAGAAAAGAAUAGUAGAAUCAAGUGCACAGUGUGUUGAUCGUUUCUACGAACACAAUCACACAGCCCAGACAAUCAGUGUUGGGUUGGUGUUAUUUUGCUUUACAUUCAUGCACACCGACCCGUGGAAAGAGCAAAGCGUGGAAAGUUUCUUCAAUAAAUAAAUAAAAAAAACAAAACAAGUGAGCUAACGUGAAACAAAACCAGAGGCAGCUGAGUCGGGUUGGCCAGCAAAAAAUCGAACAGCUGAGAAACCUUGAAAUUAAAUUCGUCGGUGUGUCCGGGUGGGUGAAGCACACAGAAGAAGAAUCAGCGAAAAACAGACGGAAGAAGCGUGACAGAGAAGAAGAAAAAGAAGAAGACCCAACUGGACGAACGGGGUACCAGCAGCGAUCAGAUUAGCCGCAGCCAUGCCGUGGUACGCUCCGUGGUCAAAUGUGAUCAAGAAGAAAGUGUGUCGCUUCCUGCUGCAGCGAUACCUCGGCCAGUUCAUCGAGGAAAAGCUCAGCUUGGACCAGCUGAAUGUGGACUUCUACAAUGGCACCGGGACGGUGUACGACGUGACGCUGUACUGCCAGGCACUAAAUGAUAUCUGUGAAGGACAAGGUUGGGGAAUAGAGGUAAUCUGCGGGCACAUCGGUGCGGUAAGUGUCAACAUUCCCUACGAAGCUCCGCUAGCCAAGGACAGCUCAAUAGAGGUAACCAACUUGUCAAUCAGCCUCCGGCCGAUAGCCCGAGUUACCGAUGGCACAUCUAUGUUCGAGUCAAUGUGGUCCUCGAUGUCCAGCUCGAUGCAGCUGGCCCAGGAAUGCCUGGAACGGGAAGGCGGCUGCGCUGAGUCUCCCACUGCCGCCCCCACCAACACAAUCGAAGGACUGGAGAAGUUUGCACAAAUCAUCGACAACGUGUUGAACCGAAUAAAGGCCCGACUGGUCAAUACGGAAAUACGCCUGGAAUACCUGCCACCAGACAGUGACUGCGGGGUCGCUCUUAUAGUCAAAAUCAAGAGCAUCGAUUACCAGAACGAAGCCGGCAACGAUCCACCCGACCGCCAGUCGGAUACCGGCAGCGAAGACGGUAGCCAGCCUGAGCAAAGGCCGAAACAGAAAUCUUUCCUCAUUUCCACACAUGCCACACAUCACAUCAGCAUGGAAGGUAUCACAUUCUACACGGAGGAAUUCCGGAUACACAAUCCACGGCAACAGCAGCAGCGACGACGACAGCAACAACAACGACCGGACUCCUCCACCGAUAAUCGGGACAGCAUAAUUGCCGGCGAGCAGUUUCUUAGCACGAUAUCGGAUUUUCCGGAUCCGGCGGCGACGGUGGCAGGCGGUGGCAAUGAGUUCUUUAGUUAUACAAGCGCUUGUGAUAGUAGUAGUAGUCAUAGUUAUAAACGUACUGACAGUAGAGGAAGUACCGGCGGAGCACCCUCCGAGGGAGAAGAAGACGACGGGGACGGCGAUUACGGGGAAUGUAUCCGUUCGGGGGAGAUCCUGGCAGGGAAGGUUACAUCGAAGCAGGAAAUUCGGAUAAAGAUGAAACAAGCGGACAAUUUGAGUGGACCGAAUGUGGAGCUGGAAAUGUCUUUAGGUUGCUUUCAGCUAUUCUUAUCUCCCCGACAGUUGCACUCGAUUGUCCUACUGAGUGAUACAAUGCUCGGAUUGAAUGAGAUACCAGGUCCGGCCAAGUGUUCUCGGCCCGAUUUGACACCCAAAGAGCAACGAUACGAAGAAACGGAGUUCGAUUUGAAGCACAAUAUGAACCGGAUGAGCGGUGGCAUCGGCCUGAACCAGGGAUGGUCUUUGGCAGAUCCGAUGCAAGACAUGAUUAAGGAGCAAGCCGAAUUCUUGGACAGUGAUUUCCGAGACGAUGGUGGCGUUUCGGAAAUGAUAGAAUCGUCAAACAGUUCCAUGACAAGCUCGUUUACAUCAUCCAGUAUGGCUUCCAGGACAACGUCCGCCAGCAGAAGAAGAAUGAUCGAUCCGGAUGCGGAUGCAGAUAUUUCCAAGUUUAACGUGAGGGUUGCAGCAAUAGCUUUGGUGCUCUUGCACGAAGAUCUACUUGUGGAGAGCAGUCAAUCCAGUGCCAACGAAUCGCCUCUGAGUGAAGCAAGCGUUCAGAAACUCCAAGCUAAGUCGGAGCAAUUCUUCCGCUCGGUGGGAAACCUAGGGCUUGGCCUAGGUGCUAACGAUAUUCUAAAUGCGGGGCUCAUCAUGGAUUCGGGUUGUGAUAAUAGUCAUUUGCGAUUGCUUCUAGCGCCAAUCAUCAUAGAAGGAGACGAACAACGAAAUCGACUUGGAUCUUUGUUACGAUUUUCCAUAUCCAUCGCCCGUGCCGAUCUCCGAGAGGUCCUGACAGACGUUUCAGUUCCCCUUCUAGAGUUCUAUCGAGAAAAAAGUUCUAGUGCACUGCCAAAGCGUCCCGAAAUAUCUGUGCGUUUCAAGCAGACUUGCAACGCCUUUAAGGGCUCUAGUGGGAAGCGAUUCACUCCUCCCAGAACGGAAAUCCGAUUCUCGCUUGCGCCGUUCCUGACUGAAUUCGACAUCACUAUUCUGGACCGUUUGAGUUCCUUAAUCUACCAGUUCCCAUUCGCUUCCUACUACAAUCAGACCACUCCAGUGAAUUCUCCUGCAUCGCCAACGUACGCGAGAAACAGCCGGAAGAUGGAACUCAAAACUGAACUGUAUCUUGACUCACCUGCCAUUGAUUUUCGGUUACGAUUUCCGAUUCCAGAUCUUAGGCCCAUCCAUGAUCCGCAACGUGUUCCCUGGUGGCGCCGCAAUAUCCGGCCUGACUUUAUACUGGUAAAGUUGCAACAGGCCCGCGUCACCAUAGCCUUGAACCCGCAUCCUCUCUAUGACAUCUCGGCUAACGAGAUUCAGCUCUUCUAUCACGAGAGUGAACUGAAAAGCGAUAGUGUACAUAUAGGCAAAGCUGUGAUGACAGAUAAUAUAGGUAGUAAGUAUAGCCCUAGCCAUGGUGGCCGGAAGUCUGAGGCAUCGCAACCGGCAGGUGUUGAAUAUCCGAGGAUAAAGAUUGAGAUUCCUAGUGAAGCGGCGAUCCAAAAGCUCCAGGAGUCGAACACGCAACCAAAAUCGAGCCAACACAGUCGGACCAUGAACUGCGAAGAAAGUGACAGUGAUCCGACAUCUGGCGAGAGCUUCGGUGUCAAAACGGGACGGAGCAAAGAGGACACGCCAUUUAGUGCGAAGCGUGUAUGUCGGGAAAGUGAUACUCCGCACAUGAAAGCCUCGGCUGAUGAUCCAGAAACGCUUACACUGCCUGGCGAUUCGGAGGAGCUAGAUACUUUCUGUUCAACGGCGAUGAAGUUGAGCAAGCUGCAGAUUCGGAUCGACCUGCCGGUUGUUAGUUUGCAGCUGAGAUCUAAGCAUCUCUACGAGGUAAUCUACAAUCGUAUCAGUACGGAUCUGCUGCUGUGGGUACCGAGUGCUCCGGCGGCAACGGCUGCUGCGGAAACUAGUGCCAAUUUGAGUGCCUCUAGGGUGGCAUUCCAGGAGCCGCAGAUCAACCUGGCCAACAUGGGAAUGAUGGAUAGCAUCUAUGCUCCGUUCACGAUGUGUCAAAGCGCUAUCCAACUUGAUUCUAGCUCAUCGGCAACCAAUUCAGAAUCGGAAUCGGACUCGGACGGAAUAUUCUACUCGGUGUACGAUAGGAGUUGUAGGCGUCUUCCUGGUGAUGGCAGCGCAAGUGGGGCUGGCAAUGAUCAGCGGAAGUCACACCACUCGACGCAGCAGCACGGCGGUAGUCGUCGCCAUCAGCAGCAGCAUCGGAAAGCGUCGUUUGUCGACAGGAGUAAUGCCGUAUCGUUUCAACUGAACAUUGGACAAGGCAUGCUGACGAUGUUUGCUCCCGUGCGGGACGCCCAAAAUCACGUCAUACCGGGCCAGCUUGGCGAAUUUAUCAUGAAAAUCCAAUCGACGUAUGUAUUUUCGGUGAGUGGCUUCCACGGGAACACCAACCUUGGGUAUCUUUGCAUUCAGGGCAAAGCAGCUGACGUCUAUCAUUGUGGCCUCAUCCCAACCCCGGCAAAUAAUCCUCCGUUGCGAUUGGUGAACAGUGUACUUCCGGCGUACAUCCUCAGCACGCUCUAUCCUACGCCGAAGAAUCUAACCGUGAACGAGCAGCGUGGUUGUCCCAAUCGGGAAAUGCUUUCGCUAGCAAUUCAGAUAAAAGCCAUCCCUGAGCAGAGCAUCAAGCGGAUCCGUAUGGCAGCGGGAGUUCAACUGACGACUCUACGGCACCAUUCUACUCUUCCGCAGCACUCGUGGCUAACGCAACUGUUGGAUAUGUUCGACGUGGUGGACUAUCCGGUACAGGGCUAUACUCCGCUGGGUGUGAUAACCGAGAUGCAUCUGCACCUGUGGGACUGUGCGAUCGACUAUCGUCCGCUGUAUUUCCCUUACCGAGCGGUGAUCACGGUUGGAUCAUUCAUGAUUAGCAGUAAUAUAACUACGGAGAGCUCGGGGUUGACGUUGAGGUUUAUCGCCGAAGAUGCUACACUGUGUCUGGCGCCGCAAACUGUCUCGCUUCCCAACAUCGGUGGUGAGAAGGAGCCACAAAGGAAAAGCAGCAGUGCGAGUGCUAGAGAGGACAAUAGGGUGACGGUAUUGCCUUCCAAUGAACUGGUUUGCCUUGUUGAACUUGGAUUAUUUGAGAUUUCCUUGCGUUUGAAUGAGAAAGCCACUGGUUCUUUUCCCAAAUUUGACCUGAGGACUGCCAUAAACGAUGUUCAUGUGCGAACUUGCGCCGAUUCAGGCCGAGCACUGGCUCAGAUGAUUGGAUACCUUGCGGCGGAAGGUGACCUGUUGCCGCAGGACGAUGGAGCGAGUGAUGUUGGGGACAACGAAAGCGUGUGUGGCUUACCAAUGGGCAAUGAAUUGGAAGGUGAUUUGGUUCCGGUGAAACCUGCCCAAGCACCGGAAGUGACGCCUAAACAGCAACAACGAGUAAAUUCAUUGAUGGCCGAAGCGAUGGAGGAAAGUUUGUCACUGCAGAGCACUAACAGCGACUUAUCGCGGGAUGAUCAGCUACUGGCCGACGGAGAAGGGGUGGAGGUAUUUUUCUUCCCGGACGAAGAUCAAACUCGAGCGGCUGCGCGGAAAAAGUUAAUCAACAAUCUUGUUUCGGACAACAGCAAUAAACGGCGAUUUGCUUCGGAUGAUGAUUCCUUGAGCAUAGAAGAAGGCUCAAGCAUACCUUCUUCGUAUCAGGACGAUGAUCACUAUCUGAAACAGAGACCGUUCGACGAACAGUCAGAAGAUACGGCAAGCGUUAACACGGAAAUGCGAGAGUUGCUUAACUUCGAAUGUUCCGUUAUGGGAUUGCAGAAGGAACAUGACGACGAUGAUGAAGUGGUUGAAGCUCUUCCCCAGGUAACGAUGGAUCUAGGUGAUGUCAAUAAAUUUGGAGGAUCUUCGACGAAGCUUGAAUCGACAAUAGAAAACAGUCCUCAUCGGAAGGUCAGUUCCGACACAGAUGAUGAUUUCUGCUUUAUUGCUGAUGAAGAAAAACCACACUGUGGUAAUCAGGAAGUACCCGUCCUAGAGGAUCCUAUUCGCAUAAUCGAUAAUCACUUCAGUGUUCCUAUGGGCAAACCUGAUCUACUGUUAGCACCCAAAGGCUUCCCCAUGGCAGUUACGCGGUACACCAUAUGCGAAAUGUCGGUCACAUGGCAUCUUUAUGGAGGCCAUGAUUUUCUAACGGAGGAAGACAAAAGAAAACCUAAAGCAAAACAAUCACAUUCGGAACAUAGCUUCGCACAUUUACCGAUGUCCGAAGCGUACAAAAGUGGUGUAAGUUAUUCGAAAGGAUCUCCCUCGGUAACCUUCGGUCCGACAUCAGCUCAGAAACUUACCUGGAAAAGCCGCGGUGGGCCCGAACGGAGGCACGAUGUCAUGAUGGAAGUACAGAUAAACAAAGUAAAGUUUUCGCACGAGGUGUACCCACCAAACACGGAGCAGGCCUCCCGGCAGGUACUUCUCAUAACGGAGCUGGAAAUUUGGGAUCGGCUAGCGAUAUCGGACAUUAAGAAAUUCCUAUAUCAAACCAGCAUUCAUCGACCACACAAAGGCAAUAAUCACAUGAUAGUCAUCAAAGCUCUCCACCUUCGCCCGAAUCCCGUUCUUCCUGCGCAGGAAUGUUGUCUGAGGAUUUCUAUCCUUCCUAUCCGACUGAACAUCGAUCAGGAUUCGCUUCUCUUCAUGGUAAACUUCUUCAACCAACUUGGCGGCGGAGACGAUCUGAUCGAUCCGGCAAUGCAGUAUCAACACAACACUGCUACUCGAGCAAGUCAAUCAACGCCCUCACAUCAACCUCCGGUGAUGAUGGUGGAGCUUCCGGAAGCAGCCCAGGAACUACAAGCCCGAAAAAUGGUAUCCGAAAACCUGAUGCUGCUGAUAGAGGAAGAGGAGAAGAACAAGGAACACCAGGAAACAACCAGCGAGGUGGGUGACGAAUCGCCUCCCAUAUAUUUCCGAAACGUUAUUUUUGGGCCAGAUGUUCCGAUUCGUAUUGAUUAUCAUGGCAAACGUGUAGAACUGUCGCGUGGACCGCUGGCCGGACUGCUGAUGGGACUCGGACAGCUGCAGUGUUCGGAGAUUCGACUGAAGAAAAUUUCCUACCGCCAUGGACUGUUGGGCGUGGAUCGUCUGAUUUCGUUCCUACUGCAGGAGUGGCUGCAGGACAUCAAGAAGAAACAGCUACCAAAAAUCCUUGGGGGCGUUGGACCGAUGUAUUCGCUUGUUCAGCUAUUCCAAGGCAUUUGGGAUCUGUUCUGGUUGCCGAUCGAGCAGUAUCAGAAGGACGGGCGCAUUGUACGUGGUCUCCAGAGAGGAGCUCAGAGUUUUACUGCACGGACAGCGCUAGCGGCGUUGGAAAUUACCACUAGAAUAAUUCAUUUACUUCAGAUAACGGCUGAAACGGCAUACGAUAUGGUUUCGCCCGGACCGUCGGUGCGUCGUGGGCGUGGAAAUAAGAAAGGAAAGCGGAAACGACUACACCCGCCACAGGACAUUCGCGAGGGGAUGACCAAUGCCAUACAGAUUGUGAGAGACGGCAUCAGCGAAACGGCACACAAUUUGGUCGAGCUGACGGCACUCGAGCAUGACCAGAAGGGCUACACCGGUGCCGUUGGAGCGGUAAUGCGUCAAAUUCCGCCUAUGGUUAUGCAACCGAUUGUGCUGGCCACCCAAGCCACCAGCAACGUGCUCGGCGGUGUGAAGAACCAACUUGUGCCAGAUGCCCGUGCCGAAGCCCGUGAAAAAUACAAGGAUGAUGUAGAAUAGAGAAGAACGGUGGCCAUUUGUAUCGUAUGACUUCAUCUUCUUCUUCUUCUUGAUCCAUCAGUUGAUGCUUUAUUUUACGCAACUUUGACACUAAUGUUAGUCUUUUGUGAUCUAAUCAAAACCCACUGUUUAGAAAUAGGUUCAAUGUUUAUGACUAUUCAUAUUUUAAGGUGAAUUGAUUCUACACGAUUAGGAGCAACUUAUCCGAUUUUUAGCAAAACGAAGAAAAUCAUGUGAUAAACAGUAAUGUAAACAAUAUGCUAGAGCAGCUAUAUACUGUGACCGUGUGCCGUUAGGUACGCAAUAAACGAACCGCAUUGAAUUCAAUAGCAACCCUUUUUCGGAAGCAGUUUUACGACAGAUUGAGGAAGGUUUUUCAUCGAACGUUAAAAAAAAAAGUCGCACGAAUUAGUAAUUCGGUAUGAUAUGAUAGAUGGUUAAUCUCUCUAAAAGCUAAUAGUUGAAUAAGAAUCGUUCAUUCUGCUACUAAAGAGUUCCAUCUUUCGUCUCUAGUUUUAUUGUAUUGAACAAAAAUUAAGAAUAUCCAUAUUUCUAUGAAACUAAGAUUAAAAUAUAUCCUCUCAACAAUGCUAAUCGGACCGUAUCGAAAAUGAUAGAAAGUGGGCAGUUUUCGUGUGUGACGGUAUGAUAGGAAAAUUUGGAAUGUUUCUUCUGUCAGUCAUUUAUUGAAGAACAUUUUUAAGAUGAGCGAAACCACGUGCUAGGCAUAAUUUAACACUAGAGAGCAAUGAUUGUGAGUGAACGCGGACGAAAUGAUUCGUAUCAUAUAAAACUAAAUUCAACAUCAGUUGAGAAACGGUCGAAGCAACAUAAAUACACCACCAGAGUGUGAUUAGUACUUCGGAUUCCUGUUGUCCUUUUCAUUUAA